This is a messenger RNA of Otolemur garnettii (small-eared galago), 1758 nucleotides long. It is a transcript of the gene EIF2S3, whose product is annotated as eukaryotic translation initiation factor 2 subunit gamma. NCBI's taxonomy places the organism in Eukaryota, Metazoa, Chordata, Mammalia, Primates, Galagidae. The coding region runs from base 8 to 1324 and encodes 438 amino acids. The transcript has 11 exons. Gene Ontology annotation, biological process: positive regulation of translational fidelity; formation of translation preinitiation complex. Gene Ontology annotation, molecular function: GTPase activity; GTP binding; tRNA binding. Gene Ontology annotation, cellular component: eukaryotic translation initiation factor 2 complex; cytosol. The record is from RefSeq and is a predicted model, not a curated record.
GGGCAAGAUGGCGGGGGGUGAGGUUGGAGUGACUCUCGGUCAGCCGCACCUUUCGCGCCAGGAUCUUGCCACUUUGGAUGUUACCAAGUUGACGCCACUUUCACAUGAAGUUAUCAGCAGACAAGCCACAAUUAAUAUAGGUACAAUUGGUCACGUGGCUCAUGGGAAAUCUACAGUUGUCAAAGCUAUUUCUGGAGUUCAUACUGUCAGAUUCAAAAAUGAAUUAGAAAGAAAUAUUACAAUCAAGCUUGGGUAUGCCAAUACUGAUUAUUAUUUCUUCAUUGUCAGGCAUGUUUCCUUCGUUGACUGUCCUGGCCAUGAUAUUUUGAUGGCUACUAUGCUGAAUGGAGCAGCAGUGAUGGAUGCAGCUCUUUUGUUGAUAGCUGGUAAUGAAUCAUGCCCUCAGCCUCAGACUUCUGAACACCUGGCUGCUAUAGAGAUCAUGAAACUGAAGCAUAUUUUGAUUCUGCAAAAUAAAAUUGAUUUGGUAAAAGAAAGUCAGGCUAAAGAGCAAUAUGAGCAGAUCCUUGCAUUUGUACAAGGUACUGUAGCAGAAGGAGCUCCCAUUAUUCCAAUUUCUGCUCAGCUAAAAUACAAUAUUGAAGUUGUCUGUGAGUACAUAGUAAAGAAAAUUCCAGUACCACCAAGAGACUUUACUUCAGAACCCCGACUUAUUGUUAUUCGAUCUUUUGAUGUCAACAAACCUGGCUGUGAAGUUGAUGACCUUAAGGGGGGUGUAGCUGGUGGCAGUAUUCUAAAAGGAGUGUUAAAGGUGGGCCAGGAGAUAGAAGUCAGACCUGGUAUUGUUUCCAAAGAUAGUGAAGGAAAACUAAUGUGUAAACCAAUCUUUUCCAAAAUUGUAUCACUUUUUGCGGAACAUAAUGAUCUUCAGUAUGCUGCACCAGGGGGUCUCAUUGGAGUUGGAACAAAAAUUGACCCCACUUUAUGCCGGGCUGACAGAAUGGUGGGUCAGGUACUUGGUGCAGUUGGAGCUUUACCUGAAAUCUUCACAGAAUUGGAAAUUUCCUAUUUCCUACUCAGACGGCUUCUAGGCGUACGCACUGAAGGAGACAAGAAAGCAGCAAAGGUGCAAAAGCUGUCUAAGAAUGAAGUGCUCAUGGUGAACAUAGGAUCUCUGUCAACAGGAGGGAGAGUUAGUGCGGUCAAGGCGGAUUUGGGCAAAAUUGUUUUGACUAAUCCUGUGUGCACAGAAGUAGGAGAAAAAAUUGCACUUAGCCGAAGAGUUGAAAAACACUGGCGUUUAAUUGGUUGGGGUCAGAUAAGAAGAGGAGUGACAAUCAAGCCAACAGUAGAUGACGACUGAAGAAUCACAGUUAAAUAAUACAUUUGGAUGGAGUUGGGAUUUCUCUUAACCUAGGGGUAUAUUUUCAAAGUAAUAUUAGGAAAUUUAUUUCACAGCUCAUUACCUUAAUAGGUAGCUAGCUGUAAGAUUAUCCUCAUUUUUUGAUGAAAAAAUCAAAACCUCUGGUAUUAAAAUAGGACCUAUAAUAAAUAUGAAAAUUGGCACAACGUUGCAUUCAAUCUACAUGUUAGCAGAAAGUAAGCAUUCUCAAAUGUCUGAUUUAUAAUGUCAACACAGGUUCGAAAUGAAAUCAUUUCCUACGCCAAUCUUUGCUAUGGCAUACACACAUGCCGUUGAACCUGUUUGAAAUAAAGAUUGUUGUUUUUUUCAUGUUCCGUCUUUAAGUAGCUCUAGGCUGAAGGACUGUUGUACUAUUAAAAACUUGAAGACACAAA